Molecule: messenger RNA, 5632 nt
Organism: Linum trigynum
Lineage: Eukaryota; Viridiplantae; Streptophyta; Magnoliopsida; Malpighiales; Linaceae
Source: the annotation of a GenBank genome assembly
GUAGAAACCAGUACAACCUUGAAGAAAAAGCUCACCGAAAUAAAAACAAAAGACAUGUGUAAAGUAAAUAAGGAAACACUUUGGUAAAAAAUAAUAAAUUUCUAUCAAGCUAUGGCUAUGUAAGAGAUCAAACUCACUAUCUGACAUGAAGACAUCAUGCCACUACACCCAAACUAAUACCUUGUUGUAUAUCUAUUAAUUAUUUAUUUAUAUAUUCAUAUAUCUUGUUGUAUAUCUAUUAAAUAUGUUUAACACCUAUAUCUCACUUGCAUUUUUGAAAAUCCUGGUUGGAUUAUGUCAUAAGAAAAUCGACAAUAGGCCAUUUCUCAUGCAACACCACUAGAAGAGGCAGGUAGAAGGGGUUGUAAUUCCCUUUCAACUGUGAAAAUAUCGCUGAAAUUAUAUGUAAAAUUUGUAACAAAUUUUGAAGAAAAAAAAAUAUUAAGACUUUAGUCCCCUCCCUCAAUUACCAUGAUUCAAAUCAACCCUGUUCAUUUAGAUUUCUCCCUCUCCGCCACAAAGCUGAGUCCUCAAAUUUAGAAUGACACUUGGAUGGAGUAAAGUAAACUGCCAAAAGAAAAAGCAUAAUCAGCACUUCAACUUAACUCAACCGAAAGCCAAAACAAGAAACCUUCAACAAAAUAGCCAGAAAAGGCACACUCAAAGAGAAGAAACUGCUCAGUAGGCAAUAAGCUAGUGAAACUCAAAGAGAACAUGCAUGCACCGCAAGUUGUUUUUACCAUAUAUACCAGCAGCCAAUGCAGUCCAAAGCUUCAUUCCAGGUAAAAACAUUUUGAUGAUAUAAAAAGUAUAAACUCAUAAGUAUUUAAACUUUAAAACGUGAUUUUAACUAGAGAAGAAUAAGAGACCCUCAUCAAUUUAGAGAGGCUAUUAGAGUACCCAUAUGUAAAUAGAAUAGUAGCAUGCUAUGUACACGUAGGGAAAAGGGACUUCGACUAGUGGUAAGGGUUUGUGGUUGUAUAUGUGUACAUGUAACUCUUGAUAAAAGUCAUAAAACUACAGAACAAUAAGAGAAGAAGCUAGCUUUAUCCAUGGAUUAGUCUUGAUCACACCAAUUAAGGAAACUAUGGUAAUUACCAAACUAAUUAAGUCUAAAUUCUUUUAACAAUGGAAUACAAUACAUUAGCGAAACCGUCAAAAUCAAUAUAACAACUAAAAUAAAUUUUAAUCGAUUUGGUCAAUUGGCUUCAUCAUGUUAACCAAUAUAAUAUAAAAUUAUCGGAUAAACAAUUGUUAUCUUAAUGCAUCUAUCCAUAAUACAUAUGGAGAAUAAAAACAUAGUUAACCCUGAAUAUAAAUACAUGCAAGUAAUAUAAAUAUCUUACAAUAAUUAAAAGUAGCCGCCUAACAAAAAUAUAUACAAAUGAUGUGAGGUGAUAAAUUGGGAGUAUAUAUGCUCAUGCCUUAGUCUCUUAGCAGUUAUCGGGUGCUAAAAAUCCCUUAUGUUCAGAGUUUCCAUCCAAAUAAUAUAUGAGUCUUUAUCUAAAGCGGAACAAUUAUGAGUCUUAUUUUUAUGGAUCCAAAUCAGAUGAACUUUUGACUCUUAAAUAAUUAGGGAAAGUAUUAAGUAUGUGUUUUAUAAUAUAUUAGAUAUAUGAUUAAUUCCUAAUUGAUUUGAUUGGUUAGCACAAGGAGACGGAAACCCUAAGAGGCAAGUCGAAAGUCGAAACCACCGCUGUAUAUUCCGAGAUAGAAGAAGGUGCAGGGCAGCCGUUCACAAUCACAGAACAAUGGUCGAGCCGAAGGAUAGGGUUUGCGAAAGGAAAGGGAUGGAAGAACCUCCUUCACCCAAAAAGCAAAAGGUGGAAGAAGGUGUGCCUGAUCAUCACGAUGAGAAGCCGCCGCAGCCUCAGCACGGCGGUGCGGCGGAGCCUCCGUCGGCGCCAUCAUCCUCCCCCUCCUCCGUUUCAUUGGGUGAUCCGUCGUCUCCUCGCCCGGUGAUUGGACUCGAUCCUGCAAACAAGUAUUAUGAGAAAAUGCUGAAGUGGCUGGAUGCUGAAUUAGAUUCGCCGCCGGACGAUGAGGAACUGAUGAGAAAGGACAGCGCCUGCGUUGCAAAAUCAGCUUUGAAACAUUACAACGGGAAGGAGGGGACGAAGUAUGUGUUUGAUCAACCCUUACUCUGCUGUUGCGCUAUUCUUCACCCUUUAGUGGUACUCCAUGCCAACUUCACUGCUAGAGAGGAAAACAGCGAUUCCAGUGACAUGUUUUUUGGUGAGGCAGUACAAUACCUUGGGGGAGGUUCCAAGGUUCUCAACUGUGUCAAGGUAGAUCCUUUGGCAAAGGGUGGUUACCGCAAUGGUUGCGUCUACUGUCGGAAAGACAUCAUCCACCCUCCUGUUGAACACUGCGAGUACGGGUCGAAUGCGUUGGUUGAUCAGAAGAAGCUCCAACACAAGACAGUGAAACCCAAAUCAUCCAAGUAGGAGGAUUGAAAUUUCUGACUGCCCACUACCCUCUCCUUCCCUAUUGGCAACCGAUCGACUAGUAAAAUUCCCCUGUUGGUAGCAGCAGCAGCCCAUUCCAAACUUGGUUUAACUGAUUAUAUGCUCUCUGUGUAUGUGUCGUGAGCUUAAGAACUUUUCUGAUCCUUGUUGGUAGAAAACAAGUUGUUAUUUAUUAACUAUGUGAAGCUGUUAGAAGCAGUCGCAGCAGUUCGGUUUCUGUUUGUUGUUUGAUGUUUGAUGAUCUGCAGUAUGUUCAUCUGUGAACUCAACUGUGAUCCAUCCCGUGUGUUUGUAUUUUGGUUUAUGACCGUUUACUGAAAUAUCAGUAUCAACUUACUGCUCAUUAUUCUGGCUAUCAAUCGUAUACUCCAUACUUGUAUGAAAUUCCCUCCCCUGCCCAUGCUCUAGAAGAAAGGAUGUUGCUGCUGCUUCAUCUAGGAAGGAAAUGGACUUUAUCAGAUGUCUCAUGUUCGAGGAUCUAUAAUGGAACUGGUUUAACUUUAUUACAUAGGAUGUAUGUAGUGUGUAUUGGGUAUGUGUAGUGGAAUGGAUCAAACCAAGUUAGUAAUCUGAUAGUAUGACUGUACUCCACCCUAAGCAAAGAUCUCAUAACUUAGCCACACAUUGAAAUGAUGCUCCUGUCAUUCUUGAGAUCUUGAUCUGAGCCAAAACAGUGAUUCGCGAUGGUUAACUUGAAUCAUGAGCUCGUGAUAGGGUUGUAAAUGAGUCAGGCUACUAAUGAGCGGAUAGGCGUUCGGAUUGGGAAAGAUCUCGUUUAUUAACGAGUUGAGUUUCAACCAAAUCUAUGUUUGACUAGCAAAGCAUGUGAGAACCAGCUCGAUUAACUGGUUUGUUGAGGUCAACUCGAAUGUAGCUCGUUUUAAAACUAUGAGUUUAUUCGAUAGUAUGACUACCGAGUUACCUCAACUACUAAGGAACCCACUCACCUGAUUCAUCGCCCAUGACUCUGCUUUCCUUUCCCAACUCCCUCGUCCUCAUCUAGGGGUGGGAAUCGGAUCCUAAUUUUUCGGCCAGAUCGAGAAUCAGGCCGUAAAGUUCAAUUUAGUUAAAAUAAUAAAUCGGCUAUAUCACAGUCUGGUUUGGUUUUAUUUUGUUUAUGAUUUUGAAAAGGAAUAAAAAAAUUCAUCUUGAUUCAGUCCUAUUUAAAAUUGGAAAAUCAUCACAGUCUCAACUCUCAACCAUCCAUAGAAGAAACUAACCCAACUCACCGAACCUAGUGACAGUGAGCCCAUCGUAUGAACCUCAUCCCCGUCCCAGUCUAAACCAAUGCCACAACCGUUAGCAAUUUUAAGGGCGACAUGUAGCGAUUCAGUAAUUAAAUAUGGUAGUUGAGGCCUAAUACAUGUCCAAACACAGCUUCUCGACCUCAACCCACUCAGUGGCGGACCUAAGGCAUGCCAGGGUGUGUCGUCCGACACACCCUCGCUCGAGAAUUUUACGAAGGACCUACAUAUUUUUGGUACAAAUUUUUUUACUUCGGGAUAGCCGACACACCCUCAAUAAUUAUAGCCGACACACCUUUAUUAUACUCGAAGAAAUAAUUAUCCAAAUGAAUCAAUCUUAAUCAUAAUCCUUUUUAAUUUUGUUUAAAAUAACUCAUAAAGCAUAAUCCUAUCCUUCCUAUUAAAAAAAAAACACUCUUCGCGCAUACAAUAUACAUUACUAUCAAGUCGAUUUAUUCUAUGCAGUUAUAGAUUUGCAGCUGCAAGAAUUGAAUACUCGAUUUGGUGAGGUGAACACUCCAUUGUUGGACUGCAUUUCUUGUUUUAGUCCAGCUAACUCUUUUGCUUCUUUUGAUAAAGCAAAGUUGAUAAGUCUUACUUAGUUUUAUCCCGAGGAGUUUCCAUCCAAUAUGCUCUCACGACUUCAUCUACAAUUGGGGGCUACAUUUCUCAUGUCAAGGAGGAUAAGAGCUUUGAUGGAUUUCGAGGAAUCGACGAGCUAGCUAGGAAAUUGGUGGAAAGGGGAAAUGACACUCUUUAUCCUUUAGUUUACUUGCUGUUAAAGUUGGUGUUGACCUUACCUGUGGCAACUGCAAGCUGCGAAAGAGCAUUUUCAGCUAUGAAGAUAAUCAAGAACGAUCUUUGAAAUCGGUUGAGUGACCAAUUUAUGAAUGAUUGUUUAGUUGUGUAUAUUGAAAAAGAUUUGCUUUGCAGCAUAAGUGAUGAAUGUAUUUUAGAGACAUUUCAGCAGAUGAAAAGUCGUCGCGGUUCGUUGUAAACAUGACAUUAUGAACUUUAUGAAUUAAUUUCUUUUAAUUUUUAAUUAAUUUUUAAUUUAAUUAUUAUUUUAUUUUAUCGGCGACACACCUCUCCGACAAUCCUGGGUCCGCCACUGAACCCACUUGAAGACCUUCUUGAUUGUGGAGACUGCCCUUGUUUUAGGGUCAUCGGGCACCACCCAAUCAAUGAGCUCCCGCAACGAAAGGGUCACCGGAUAACCUUAUUGCCUCCCAAAGUACUUGAUGUUGCAGGCUGCUUCGACCAAGGUGGACACAGAGUUGACCGCACAAGUCUCUACAUUAAUUGUUCUAGGAUCUCAUGGAAGAGGGGGAAACUUACGGAUAGUGAAGUAGCGGCUUAGAUCUGCGCUGUACCGUUCUGCUGCUGCUUCGCCGAGGACGGCGGCGAUGGCGCCGGACGAGGGAGAGAAGAAAUCGGCGACGAUUUUCAAAUUUCACCCUCUGCUCUUCACUCCCUGAGAUUGGAAGACGGCAGCUGCAGAGUGUGUGUAGGAAUUAGAAACCUUAAAGGGACACGCGCCCGAUUCGGUCGGGUCACCCAAAAAGCGAGUGGACCUUUUUUUUUUUUUGGGUCUGUUACUGUCAUUGUUCCUUUUGUUUCCGUCCAUUUUCCCGUACUUUGGGACUGUAAUAAAUUUGUUUGCUCCUGUUUAUAUUGCCACUUUGCAUUGUUUUUUUAAUGAAUGCAUGAUAGGGGGGAUAUUGAUUUGUAACGCAUAUGGUUGUCACGUGACACAUAAUUUUAAUAAUGCAGCCAUGCACAUUCUGCCAAAAUGGGGGAAAUUAAAUACUCCAUGCAAAUUGCCAUGCAUGGCUAAUGACUUGCCAUUUACAUGUACUUUUGGUUUAUUAGGUCAGUUAAUGAGUAUGCUAGAUCAGCAAAUAAUAUUCAUAAGCUUUA